ACUGCUUAAAUUGCAGCUGGCAACACUGUCUGCUACAGCUUUUGCGCAAGCGUUUCGCACUUUAUUGAGAUGGAUUCCGACCCACAGCACAAAUAUCGCAAAAAUCAAGUAAAUGGCACCCUUUAUGUGACCACCUGCCUGUAUUUGGAUCCACGCAGGGUUGCCGAGCUGGAAACAGGCGCUGAUGAGUUGUUUCUAACUCACAUUCACAAGCGCACCACGGCGGACCACAUCAUGCAGGUGGCAGUUGAGCUGGGCCCUGUGUACACGCUGCGCUUCAAGGUGGACUUCUCGGGCUGCAGUCGUGGCUAUGCCUACCUUCAGUACGUCGAUAAAAUGCACAAAUCGGUGCUAAUGGAAAUGCUGCAGCGUUGCUUUCGGCGCGAGAAAUUGAGAAUUCAUGUGCGCGAGUCACGCAAUCGCAGAGAUCUCCUCCUCAGCAACGUCCACCACCUGACACCGCUGCAGGUGCAUCAGGAACUGCGCCUGGUCAGCCACUAUGUGAAGCUCUGCGUGUACGAGUAUGAGCCCAAGCGCUACAUCUAUGUCGUAAAGUAUCGGAACAAUGACGAGGCGGCCAUGGCGCAUCACAAGCUGCGCAACAAAGUGGGAUGCUUCGGCCUGGAUGCGUGUAUCGAUUGGCUGGACAAGGGUCAGGUGCUGAAGGACCUGAACGUGCAGCAGAGCUGCUGUGUCCAGCUGUCGCGCGACUCUGACCACCUCCAAGCCAGUGCCAACAGCUGCCGUUGCUUCCGUAUUUAAGUGCAAUCCUUAUAUUUGAUAUAUGCAAAUGAGAGAAAAACCAACUUUAAUUAUACGUUUCCUGCUUUUGUGAUUAUAA
This is a messenger RNA of Drosophila mojavensis, 841 nucleotides long. RefSeq lists its product as uncharacterized. The coding region runs from base 70 to 762 and encodes 230 amino acids. Gene Ontology annotation, molecular function: RNA binding. The record is from RefSeq and is a predicted model, not a curated record. The transcript is spliced from 3 exons. NCBI's taxonomy places the organism in Eukaryota, Metazoa, Arthropoda, Insecta, Diptera, Drosophilidae.